Messenger RNA from Paramuricea clavata, 402 nucleotides. Lineage: Eukaryota; Metazoa; Cnidaria; Anthozoa; Malacalcyonacea; Plexauridae. The record is from the annotation of a GenBank genome assembly.
ACUCUUCAAAAUCGGGCAGGAAGAAUAAUUAUGGGUUACCCAAAUGAGCACGGAUGCUCAGAAGCUGCUUUGACUGCGCUCGGGUGGAAAACACUUAAGGAACGUCGAUUUGAAUCUAAAGCCAUACUCAUGUAUAAGAUUAUUCAUCGUUUUGCACCUACUGCGCUUACUGAAAUAUUUUCUAGUGCUUCAGUUGCCAGAUCUCAUGACUACAAUUUACGUAAUUCUGACAUGAAGCUCUAUCUUCCUUUUCCUAAAACGGAAUAUUUAAAAAAGAGUAUAAGUUUCAAUGGUGUUAAAUUGUGGAACGAUUUACCUAUUGAAGUUAGAAACGCGGAAAGCCUAGGAAUUUUUAACUCGCUUUUAUGUGCAACUAGGCUGUCACGAUCUACUAGUUUGUAA